AUGGACAAUCCACAGAAACAGUUGCUCGACUCACUUUCAAGAACGCAAGAAAUUAUUCGUACUUCACAUAACGCCAUACAAAUCAACUCCAAUAAGCUAAGCGAAUGUUUAAGAAAGAAGGAUGUUGUUGGUAUCGUGGAAAUGUAUGAUGAAGAUAUCGAAAUGUUGGACAUUAAUACUCCAGUUUGCAGAGGACUUGAAGCACUUCGACUUUAUUAUGAAACAAUGAAAAAGAUGCUUGUGCACAUCGAGGAGCGUAAACUAACCGAACUGCAUACACUGAGUCCAUUCAUCAUCAUCGAACGAGGUCGUUACAGCAUAAGAAGGAGUAAAGAUAAACUCAUCGAAGGAAGGUAUUUUGCGUUAUGGAUUAACAGGACCACGUGGAAGAUUAUUCAAGAAUGUCGAAUUCCUCAAACAUAA
This is a messenger RNA of Anisakis simplex (herring worm), 423 nucleotides long. The record is from the annotation of a GenBank genome assembly. Lineage: Eukaryota; Metazoa; Nematoda; Chromadorea; Rhabditida; Anisakidae.